UUCCAAUUGGUGCUUAUGUUAAAGUAGAGAGAGAACGAGGUGGAUGUGAUGAAUAUUCCUUAUUAUGCACGGUACCAGAUGAUCUCAGUGAAAAGAUAUUAAACACAGUAAUGACUAGUAAAUCCACCAAGAAGACMUACAAAGUGAAGGRCAUGGUCGGGAAAACUGUUGGCCGCAUGCAGUAUUUCCUUAACAAGACUAUUGUGGAAUUACUAGAGGAGAACRGAGUWUCGGCUGUGACAGGCGUUGUGACUGGCAURCCUACAAUAAGUAGAAAACCUUCAGUGAAUGACAAAUGGGUUCGCAAUCGAAAGACUGGCGGAGGAGCAAUCAUUCCAUGCACAUGGGUGCUUAAAGUAUCAAAUAAYACUGAGCCAGAGAGAAUUGUUGAAGUUUUGAAGGCUCGUUUGCCAGAUUGUGAGGGACAUGAGAAUAUGGAAGUUACGAUAAGAAAUGGAGACGUUGGGAUUGCUGCAAAGUGA
Messenger RNA from Exaiptasia diaphana, 482 nucleotides. RefSeq lists its product as uncharacterized. The transcript has 3 exons. NCBI's taxonomy places the organism in Eukaryota, Metazoa, Cnidaria, Anthozoa, Actiniaria, Aiptasiidae. The record is from RefSeq and is a predicted model, not a curated record. Bases 111 to 482 code for a protein of 123 amino acids.